Cynara cardunculus var. scolymus (artichoke) is the source of this 1365-nucleotide messenger RNA. RefSeq names its product zinc finger BED domain-containing protein RICESLEEPER 2-like. The record is from RefSeq and is a predicted model, not a curated record. Gene Ontology annotation, molecular function: DNA binding. The coding region runs from base 1 to 1365 and encodes 454 amino acids. NCBI's taxonomy places the organism in Eukaryota, Viridiplantae, Streptophyta, Magnoliopsida, Asterales, Asteraceae. The transcript has 6 exons.
AUGGUUGAUUUUUUGAAAACUGAAAUUGAUUUGGUUUGUGAAGGUGAAUACUUUCAUGUUAGGUGUUGUGCACACAUUAUGAAUCUAAUUGUACAGGAUGGAUUGAAAGAGGUUGAUGAUGCUAUUAUAAAGGUUAGAAAUACUGUGAAGUACUAUAAAGGUUCACAAUCUAGGAGGCAAAGGUUUUUAAGUAGUGUUGCACAUGUAGAGCUACAAUCUUCAAGGGGUUUAAGACAAGAUGUUCCCACUCGAUGGAACUCGACUUACAUUAUGUUGGAUUCAGUUUUGUACUAUAAAAAAACUUUUAUUCAUUUGGCAAAAACUGAUGCUAAUUAUUUGCAUCGUCCAACAAGUGAUGAGUGGGGAAGAAUUGAAAGGACUUUCAAGUUCUUGAAGGUUUUCUACGAGGUAACUUGUGCAUUUUUGGGCUCUAAAUAUACUACUACCAAUCUUUAUUUUGCUAAUGUUUUGACGGUUAGAGUGUUGUUACACAAAGAAAAAGAUAGUGAUGAUACUUUCAUGAAAAACAUGGCUAGUCGGAUGUAUGAGAAGUUUGAGAAAUACUGGGCUGAUUUUAGCACAGUUAUGUCAUUUGCGGUUGUUUUGGAUCCUCGUUAUAAAUUUCAUAUUGUUGAAUGGGGUUAUGAAAAAGUUUAUGGGCACGAGUACAAAUCUGAGUUGAGUGGAUCGUUGGACUCCCAAGAAGGAUCUCAAGAUGUGCUAGAUAUGGCUUCUGCUUCACUUAUGAUGGACUUUUCAAAUAAGGUGACUUCUCAAGCCAUAAAAUCUGAACUUGAAUGUUAUUUAGAGGAGAAGCUCAUGCCUCGUGUGAACAAUCUAUACAUUUUGGACUAUUGGAGAACUUAUGAGGUUAGGCAAGAAAUGCCAAAUGAUCCGUUUGAGAAUGAUGGGUUAGACAAAACAACCGCAGAUGAUGGAGAACAAGACGUGGAUAAUUAUCUCGAAAAGAUAUUAAAAGAAUUAAUUCCUGAUUCUGGUAUAUUGGGUAAACCGCAUAUUGAGUUAAGAAUUAAAACAAUGAAAAAGGAUUGGCAAGUGGUCCAUGACAUGAUGAAUGGGACAAAUACGAGUGGGUUUGGUUAUGAUUGUUUGAAACAAUGUGUAAUUGCCGAAGCACUAGUUUGGGAGUCUUACCUAAAGGUACAUAAGGAGACAACAAAAUGGAAAAACAAGAUAUUUCCACAUUUUGAAGAUCUGUCUACUGUUUUUGAAAAAGAUAGAGCUCAAGGAAGUAGAAUCAGGGAUGUUGUUGAGAUGGAGAAGCAAGUGAAUCUAGAAGAACAAGAACAACAAUCAGAGGACACUGAAAGUAGCCAUAAUGUACAUAAUGCUACAAAUAUGUGA